UCUGCGCACGGGCGGAGCUACAGACCCGAACUACCGGGGGUCCCCACACCAAGUGGUGUGUUGGAGUAUGCGCUCUUUCGUGGGCUCACCAGAGCCCGCAUCUUAGCAUGGUUGCAUGGAGGCCAGGCCCAGUUUUUACAAUGGAUCUGUGUCGGUGGUGGAGAGAGUGACACAUUUGGCUGCAAAGAACAGUGGUGAAGCUGCACAAACGUGUCUGGUUGUGUUCAGGCGGCAGGUUGGUGGUUGGUCAUUAGCAGUGAGUGAUGGAUGCCCUCAUCAGUGCGUGAAAUACAGAUCUCUUCAGAGUUGGACUCCACGUACUUCCUCCGUGUGGACUGGAGGGGGCAGAGUUUGGGUUCAGGCUUCGAGAUGCUGCUGACUGAUGGACAGGAUGCCUGGAGAGGUGAAGUCAGUGAGGCAGCUGUAAGCCAGGAGGCAGAGGAGCUGGAGAUGCAGAAGGAGAGGUACGUUCAGGACCUACAACAGGCGCUGACGGGGGCAGAGAGCUCCAUCAGCUACGGCUUCACGCUGACGCCAUCUCCACCACACAGCAGAUCCACUGUUACAUUGGAAUACGAGAAAGUGCAAAAGGACAUUUUGUUCAGUUUGGGCUCCGUUUUGCUGGAGGCCAUCCCAGAGCCGGCGGAGGCAGUGAGGAGUUUACUGAUUCACAGCCUCCAGAGGGGAAAUGCACUGGAGCACCAUAACCAGAGACUGGAGGAGGAGAACCAGAGACUUAGACGAGAGCAGCAGCGUAUCACAACAGAACUGAAGCGUUAUGCUGGUGGUAAAGAAGCCCUGGAGGCAGAGCUGUACUCUCGGUUUGUCCUGGUCCUGAACGAGAAGAAGGCCAAAAUUCGCAGUCUGCAGGAGGCUGUCACACGUCUCCAGGAAGCGAGUUCUGAAAGACCGAAAAAGGAGGAUUCGGUGAAACCACAGUCAGAUCAGGGGGAGCGAGAUGCUGAGGAGGAUGACUAUGGAGGAAGCACGGACGAGGAGCCGGAGGGGGCGCCGUCAACUCUGGAGACCACCACCCCGAGCUCCCUGGAUGACAGCCUGAAGGACCUCACAGACGUGGCCCCCUGUCGCAAGCGGCGCUUUCGUCACCUCGGCGCCCCCGACCCCGCCAUCAAACGGCCAAACCCACCGACCUCCCAGAGAAAGAGCGGCAUCCCUGCAGGAUCCAGUAAGCAGCAGACGCCCCAGCGCUCCGCAGAUGCUGCGGCAGCAAGUUCGGCAGCAGAGGACCUGUUUGAGGACUUUUGACCCUUCACUUCCCGGACGACCCUGUAGAGAAACAAACCUGAUUGCAGCACUGGUGUGAAAUUCUUAUACUGGGUGAAUGAACCUUUUGAGUGUAGUAUAGUUAAGUAACUGUAAUGUUUGCGCAGACGUACAGCUGGGCGACAAAUUUUAUGAAAAACUGAACACUUUUUCACACAUGCUCAUGGGCAAAUUUGCCCAAAUCUGUUCCCACAGUCUCUGUUUAUGAAAUGUUCAGUCAAGAAAAAAAAACUUUUAGCUGACACAUCCUACUACGUCUGUCUUCUGUGUUUGCGUCGUCAGCUUUAACUGAAAAGAUGACUAUCCCAUCUUCAUCAACAAUUUUCAGCUCUGACGAGAAAAAAGAGCUUUGAUCCAACCACUUAACAUGCCUGUGGACACAGUUUUGUCUUCUCACUUUUCUGAACUAAACUGCAUCUGAUUAUCUUGUGGGGUGUAUUUGUUUGUUUUGUACCAGGAAAAAUGUUGAUUCAGUUUUUCUGACGCUUUCGUUCUUAUUGUGUUGUCAGAGACGUUUCCCAUAUGCUUUGAGGAACACCUGAUUCCCUUGUAACACUCAUUAGAUGCUCAGCAAAAUGAGCUGGGCUGCAGGAUGUAGCUUUUCAAUCAAAUGAUCACCAGGAAGUACAAAGUGCUGAGCUCUCAUUACAAACAGGAGAUCAUGAUGUUGUCCUUAUUACUCACAAGCAGUUGUCUUUUUGAAUGUACAUGUUUCAUUGAAUUAAAAAGAAGCACAUUUUUUAAAAUAUUUAUUAGCGAGUUGUACUGAAGAAUUUGCAGUUUUUAUACAUUUACUUAGUUAUUCACCUAUAGUUGUGCAGAAUCAUAGUAUAUUUUAAAUAUAAAAAAACAUUUGACGUCUACCAAUAAAUGAUGUAAACAUAA
This is a messenger RNA of Betta splendens (Siamese fighting fish), 2169 nucleotides long. It is a transcript of the gene xrcc4, whose product is annotated as X-ray repair complementing defective repair in Chinese hamster cells 4. The coding region runs from base 268 to 1266 and encodes 332 amino acids. The record is from RefSeq and is a predicted model, not a curated record. Lineage: Eukaryota; Metazoa; Chordata; Actinopteri; Anabantiformes; Osphronemidae. Gene Ontology annotation, biological process: immunoglobulin V(D)J recombination; double-strand break repair via nonhomologous end joining; response to X-ray. Gene Ontology annotation, cellular component: DNA ligase IV complex; nucleus; DNA-dependent protein kinase-DNA ligase 4 complex. Gene Ontology annotation, molecular function: DNA binding. The transcript is spliced from 8 exons.